UACACCUUCCCACACUGCAACUGGAACCCGAAGGGCGGCGGUGACUUCCGGCUUGUCAACUGUACAGUUACCAAAGUCUGCUACAAGUACGGAAAGUGCACAACAAACGACCCCAUGGUGGGGAAACGCAUCACAGGAAGUAACGACACCGUGGCCUCCAAGAUGGUGGAUCUGGACCCUUAAUACCAGAUGUACACGUCUCAACUAUGGGGUCUUGUUGUUGGGGUAGAGGGCGCUUUUCAAGGCAAGUUUAAGGUCAAUACAGUGAUGGACAUAUGGCAACGAUGUAAGGAAGAGGGUUGCCCUGGUGACCCCGGAUCGUCAGGGUACUGGAGUUCUGUGCUGGAGAGUGUGACCUGGUUGGAUCAGAAAGAUGAUGGCGAAAAGGAUACAUGGGAUAACAUAGUCCUAACAUUCGUUGACCAACUCAAGUAUCCCCAUGGAGAUUCCUCUCCGGCGGCUGAAACCUUGUACAUAAAGUUCACGGUAGACAUGAUGAACGAAGAUCCGCGAACCCGCAACUUUGCCCAUGGGCGAGUCAUCGGAAGCAUCUCGACCGUGGGCGAUGUGGAGACCCAGAAGCUUGGAUUCCCCGAGUUCAACAGAAUGCUGUGGGGACAGGGGCUCAUCACUGCCUUAAAUGGACAGCCGACACUACCACAAAUGAUGGACUACUACCAUGCACCAUUCUACAUAGACGAAAAGAACUACAAAUUCGUGGUAGACCUCAGCAAUAGUUUACCAACACACCUGAACGGUUCACUCGUCGACCGUGGCAACCUGCUCCUUCUCCUGAUCUACAGAAGAGAUUCCUUGAAAUGGGAGAAUGGAAUGAUAAAGAACUGUGACGACAUCCUUCACAACCCUGAAAUCAACGUCGGAACGAUAGGUUAUACUGCGGAUGAGUGGCUACGGCAAGAUGCUGGGAUUGUCAUCAUGGACAUCGCCGGCCAGGAUCCAAAGGAGCAUAAUGUGGUCGUGAUGGUCGUUAAGGAAGAAGCCCCGCCCUGCCAACAGUGUCAGAAACAGUGCCUACCGGUCCUUGUCGAGCACCAUAAGGGGCUGUACAUAGGUGCAGCAGAAGACAGAGUUUUCCGGAUCCCAGAGCCAAACACUGAGUCGAAACGCACAGGAGAAGAUGAUGACAAGGUUUCCUGGACAUUGAAGAUAUUCGCUACACAGUUUGGCAAGCCAGCCAAGAAUACCAAGUUAAAUGUUAAGCUCAACACCGAUCGAAAUGACAUCUGCAUACCUACAGAUGCAAUUACCCUCGGUCCUGAUUAUGAAAGUUUUCACACAUCACCUGGCCAAUUCAUCACAAAUUACCAAGGGCUUGCAUCUAUCACAUUUACGACAAACAGGGAGGGUCUUGAUUGCAGCAAUCCAGACCUGGAGACAAGGAGGGGAUAUCAAGUGGACGGGCAAUUGUAUGUCUAUGACAUCACGGUGCAACCCAAGGGUGACACAGAUGUAGCCUUUCCCCAAAACCUGAAGACAACAAUACACUUAUAUUGUAAACAUGAAAGCAAACCGCCUUACACAUGGGUCGAUGACAUUUAUCCGAUAUGCCAGCAAUAUGACAACCUUUAUCCUGUCAUGAAGCCGCUCUUCAAUCUCGCCUCUUACAGAGAAGUGGUGCGGGAUUCUACGAGGAAACAGUUGCUGCAUUCCCUGCAACUGCCUAUAGAGGAUCCAAACCACAUGCCUGUCACACGUGAUCUGUCCCCGGCAAAAAAGGACAUGCUUGUACACUGGUUAAAACAACAUGACAGAAAGUAUAGUCUUGAAGACCAAGCUACCAGAUUAGCUGAGUUGAAAGAAAACCUUCAGCUAGCACUGCGGUUGGAGUUGGCCACGAUCCCCCCGUAUCUGAGCGCCUACUUCAGCAUCAAGGACGGCUUCAACACUAAAGUCGCCAGCCUGCUGAAAGACAUCGUGGUGCAGGAAAUGUACCAUAUGGCAUUGGUGGCCAACAUCCUCAAUGCUAUCGGAGGGACUCCGGUCCUAAACGAUCCGGACUUGCUCCCCACGUAUCCAGGUCCACUGCCUGGAGGUUGCCGCCCGGAACUUAACAUACAGUUGGCCAAGUGUUCUCUCCACCAGAUCCAUGACGUCUUUAUGGCUAUAGAGAAGCCAGAAUGCUUGGUGAAUGCGUAUUCACAUAUUUUUGACAUUCUUGAUGAUGAUGUGUCAUAUAUGUCCAAUUCCCGAUCUGAUGAUUCCAGAUGUCUAUUACUGGAAACGAAUGUGGAAAAAAAGUGCAAGGAUGACGUAAAAAACUAUGACCCAGACACUAUAGGUGCCAUAUACAUCCACAGGAUAUUAUGUCCUAUGAUAGAUCUCUACGCCAACGGCAGCGGCAGUCUGACGUUCGACAAAGACACAACAAAGCAGUACCCCGCGCCAUUUAAAGUGACAGACGUGUGCACGGCAAUAAUGGCAGUACAUCAAAUCACCGACCAAGGAGAGGGCGGACAUCCCUGCGAUCCAUUUUACAAGGGGCCAGGAGGUGAAGAUGAACUCAGCCACUAUUACAAGUUUGCGGAGAUAGCACAUGGCAAAGCGUUGGUUACGGCUCAGUGCCAUAACGCUUAUACCGAGCAAGGACAGAACGGACACAGCGGCGAGCAGUGCAGGCACGUCCACGAGAAGUCUAAACACGAUUCCUUCACCCCAUGUGGUAUCUGUUGUGAUACGAAGUAUGAGUUCGCCGGUGCCCCCAUACCCUUCUAUGAGAACGCAGUGUGGCCCACUCUCCCCAACCCAAGCUCAUCCAAGUACCCACCCGGCUCCAGGGCACGCAAGAUGUCUGACCGCUUCAACGAGAAGUACACCAGUCUGCUCAUUUGUCUGCACGAUAUGUUCAAUGGAAACCCGCGCAACAUGAAGAAGUGCUUCGGCCUGAUGUCAUCCCUGACCGUGGAUGCCAAGAAAAUGGUCCAAACGCCCAUCGACCCUGACGGCGACCCAAACAUAGGGCCGAAUGUGGCUCCUACAUUCGAGUGGUAUCCGCCUGUCAACUGAUUAACGUU
This is a messenger RNA of Branchiostoma floridae (Florida lancelet), 3032 nucleotides long. RefSeq lists its product as uncharacterized. Bases 190 to 3024 code for a protein of 944 amino acids. The record is from RefSeq and is a predicted model, not a curated record. The transcript has 2 exons. NCBI's taxonomy places the organism in Eukaryota, Metazoa, Chordata, Leptocardii, Amphioxiformes, Branchiostomatidae.